CUUUCCCGUCGAUUCAUAAAAAGUUAAAAUCGUCAUUUCGCGAUAGGUUAUGUUGAAUUUCCAUGCAUUGCUAGUUUUUACAAAAGUUUAUGAAUUUUGAAUUUAAACUCUAUCAAGAUGAAUAUUUGUGUAUUUCUAUGUCAUCACCAAUGGAUAUAAAAUAUCAUGGCAGUUAUUCUGGCAAGGAAUUUCCGUGGCAUUUGUACUAGUUGUGUUCGAUUUGAAUGGCCAAAAGAAAAGCCAACCGUAUUUCCUGACACAUAUAACUCGUACAAUGUACAAAGCGAUUGGUACAACUGGUGGGAGAAGAAUGAUUGCUUCAAACCUAAAUCUGAAAGUCAUUCUGAUAAUAAAUUCUGUAUAGUGCUGCCUCCACCCAAUGUGACAGGCACUUUACAUUUGGGACAUGCCUUGACGGUUGUCUUGCAGGACGUUCUGUCCCGAUGGCAUCGGAUGAAAGGCUCGGAUGUGCUGUGGGUGCCGGGCACAGAUCAUGCUGGCAUCGCCACGCAGGUGGCGGUUGAGAAGCACCUCAUGAAGAAAAAGAACCUGCGAAGACUGGAUGUUGGCAGGGAGGAAUUUCUGAAGCUGGUCUGGAGUUGGAAGAGUGAGAAGGAUGACACCAUCAAGAAACAGCUGCGGAUGUUGGGUGCCUCUCUCGAUUGGUCCAGGGACACCUUCACUAUGGAUAAGAACUAUAGUAGAGCUGUUAACGAAGCAGUCAUCAGACUAUGGAAUGCAGGCCUGUUCUACAGAAAGGAAGCCCUCGUGAAUUGGUCUUGUUACUUGCAAUCAACGAUUUCCGAUAUUGAAGUGGAGCAUAGACUGAUAAAUGGACCGCAAAAUCUCAAUAUACCUGGUUAUUCGUCCCCUGUCAAAUUUGGAUUAAUUGAUGAUUUCGCCUACAAAGUUGUUAACUCAGACAAGGAAAUAGUUGUAUCAACAACUCGAAUAGAAACAAUGCUGGGCGAUGUGGCAGUUGCAGUAAAUCCGAACGAUGAAAGGUAUAAGGAAUUCCAUGGGGCUAGACUGAGACAUCCUUUGCGUAACUCUCAUAUACCUGUCAUCUGCGAUGAGGCUGUUGAUAUCAAUUUUGGAACAGGCGCAGUGAAAGUAACUUCUAGUCACGAUCAUAAUGAUCACAACUUAGCUUUAAGGCAUAGUCUUCCAUUCAUAUCUGUCAUCAACGACCAAGGACUGAUCCACAAUUUCCCCAAUUCAUCCUAUUCAGGUAUGAAGAGAUUUGAAGCAAGAGAAGCAAUAAGAGAAGACUUGAGAAAGCAAGGACUGUAUAGAGAUCAGAGACCACACCAGUAUCAACUACCCAUUUGCAGUCGGUCUGGUGAUGUCAUUGAACAUCUUCUAAAACCACAAUGGUUUAUAAAUUGUAAAGACAUGGCUGCAAAGGCUCUUGAAGCUGUAAAAACUGGGCAGUUGGUGAUACAGCCUAGCUCUUUCGAAAGAGUUUGGAUGCAUUGGUUCGAAAAUAUCGAAGACUGGUGUGUGUCACGACAGCUGUGGUGGGGCCACCGACUGCCCAUCUACCAGGCAUCCACUGCAGAGGGGGUGAAGGGGGGUGGUGAGAGCGGCCCAGUGUGGGUGGCCGCGCACUCCAUUGAGGAGGCCACUGCGCAGGCGGCGGCCAUCUUGCAAGUGGGUGGAGCCGAUGUGGCGGUGAGACAAGACGCCGAUGUGCUCGACACCUGGUUCUCGUCAGGAAUAUUCCCCUUGGCUGCGUUUGGCUGGCCGCAAAAGACUGAAGAUUUUUCGAAAUUCUACCCUCUAAGCUUGAUGGUGACAGGUCACGAUAUUCUGUUCUUCUGGGUUGCUCGCAUGACCAUGCUGGGACAACAGCUAACUGGACAACUGCCUUUCAAAAAAAUACUACUACAUGGAAUUAUAUGCGAUAAUGAAGGCAGGAAAAUGUCCAAGAGUCUGGGCAAUGUGAUAUACCCAGAGAAUAUCAUCAAGGGCGUGACAUUAGAGGACUUGCACAAAGAAGUAGAGAAAAACUAUAAGUGUGGACUGAUAUCGGGGGAAGAAAUGAAGAAAGCUAUCAACGGACAAAAGGCUACAUUCCCUCCCAAUGUUCCAGACUGUGGUACAGAUGCCCUAAGAUUCACGCUAAUGGCACAAAAUAUACACAGACAUGCGAUCGACGUCGACAUUCAAGACUUUGUGAAUAACCGCUCCUUUUGCAAUAAAAUUUGGCAAGCUUUCCGAUACACUCUGAAUAAGAUAUCCGACUUGAAUAUCGAUGUGCAGGAUGCGUCUGUAUUGCCCUACGAGUUGAACUCAUUGUCUCUCAUCGACCAGUGGAUUUUGAGUAGGUUGAGUGAAGCAGUCGACAAAAUGAACCAAGGCAUUGAAAAUGCUGACUUGCAUAUUACUACGUCCGCAUUCCGGCGGUUUUUUCAUUCCUUCCUCUGCGAUGUGUAUUUGGAAGCGACCAAACCAGUAUUUCGUAAAAGUGAUGACAAAGAGAUCAGUAAGGCGAUUUCAACGCUGAUGUUCUGUUUGGACACUUCUUUGAAACUGCUCGCGCCCAUAAUGCCAUUCCUCUGUGAAGAGAUCAACUAUCAGUUACCUGGCAAACGUCCUACUACUCUCAUGUAUGCUCAAUAUCCUUCUAAUUAUCAGUUCCGAAAUGCUCACCUAGAGGAGGAAGUUGAGUUCACAAUGGAUGUGAUCAGAACUAUCCGAAGAAUGAAGAAAACCAAUGGUGUGAAAAAAGUGGCUGCUCAUGUUGAGAUCGAAAGCCAGCAAGGAGACAUUCUGACCAGACACUACCAACUCAUCAACAGCUUCAUUAAUGAUGAUUACAUCAUAACUGAUCUCGUAGAGCAUAAGAAUGAAGAGAAUUUUGUAUGCGAACCUGUCAGUUUCCACACACACGUCUAUCUGAAGAUACCGACAUUUGAAAUAUCGGAAGAUGAGAUCGAGAGACUAUUGAACCAAGAGAAAAAAUUGAACAAAGCACUGGUCAAAUUGCUCGAAACUGUCGAGAACGAAACAUUCAAAGAGAAGGCACCACUCGACGUUCAAGAUAGUCACCGGAAAAAGAUCCUGGGUCUCCAAGAAAAACUACUGCAGAUCAGAAGGAAACUCGACUCACAACUUUUGCACCAAAAUGUAGAACCGUAAUAAUUUUUAUAGAUUCAUGUUGAGUAGAAAUACAUAGUUGUAAUUAUUUAUUCGUCGAUUUCUGUAUCGUUCAUUAUUGUUAAUAAUUCUCAGGUUAGUGUUAACAGUUUGCGUAUUCGUGUUAACUUGUAAAUUUUGUGAAUAAAAAGAUUAUAUUAUAAUA
Molecule: messenger RNA, 3307 nt
Organism: Nilaparvata lugens (brown planthopper)
Lineage: Eukaryota; Metazoa; Arthropoda; Insecta; Hemiptera; Delphacidae
Product: valine--tRNA ligase-like
Exons: 18
Coding region: 166-3144 (992 amino acids)
Biological process (GO): valyl-tRNA aminoacylation
Cellular component (GO): cytosol
Molecular function (GO): valine-tRNA ligase activity; ATP binding; aminoacyl-tRNA deacylase activity
Source: RefSeq, a predicted model, not a curated record